AAUGAGCUUCCAGUCUUCGUACUCUGUUCUAUACAACGAGCUCGACGAGCUCUGCUGUGGAACAGCGGGGAUUGCUUGAACGACCUCGGACGUUUACCCAUACGUUCUCGGUCGAUACUUACGCCUCAUCUGUGAGCUUCACUGUACUCGCUCGACCUUUGGACAGUGGAUAUCUCCUUCUGCACCCUCCACCUUGUCGAACGCCACCACGCACGCAACACGCCUCAGCCUUCACGAAACGUUAAUCCCUGGGCGAUUACUAUCUCGUGCUCAUCUUUUGAACUUCAUGAGUCUUUCCACUUGUAUAGAACACACAGCAAUUUCCCGCAGAAACAUCCAUCGGUUCACUCAUUCCACUAAGCUCGCCUUUCCCUUCAACCAUAUCUGUAUCAACAUUGCACGAUAACAACCAGUGCCCAACCGUCGACCUCUCUCAUCUGCUCGACAGGUCGCUUUUCACUACGCCUUGUAUCGGCCGAUAACUGUAUCUAUAAGCACGAUGUCGUUUCUCUCGAGCAUUGUAGUUCUUAGUCCUGCUUUCCUCGUCACCGUCAAGCUCGUCCACAUAUUCUGCGGGAUAUUCAUUUGGGAAUGGAUAAAUUCGCUCGGGUUUGAAUGGGAAGUCUAUACGCGGAAGAGACCGUGGCGAUGGUCUAUCGGUGUCUACGUCGCUUGCAGAUAUACGGCGCUCGUGGCCAUCAUCGUCGAUCUCGUGGGGUUCAACCUGACAGAGAGGUAUAAUUGCGAGGCAUGGCUUCGCUCGCUAUUCGUCUUCUCUUACACAGCGACAUCGCUCGCUUCGCUGCUCAUCGUCCUACGCGCCGUCGCGAUCUGGGCCCGAAACAAAUUCGUCGUCGGCGUGACGAGCGUCUUGUGGCUCGUCAACGUUGGAUUUGCGCUGUAUAGUAUCACGAAGUCACGUAUCGCAUGGACGAACGCGGGAUGUACCAUAAUUGGCGACGCACGAUCCCCCCGCCCAUCCUCCCUAGCCUCCCUAAUCUCCCUCAUCACAUCCCUCACAAACCUCACGAUCAUGUUCGCCGGCGUACUCAAGCAGAAAAAUAACACGCAUGCGACGCCGCUCUGGAGGGUGCUUUUUUUGCAGGGCGUGGUCUGGAUUGGGGCGGUGGCGGUGGCGGAGGUGGGAGGUGUCUUGGCGGAUUGGGUGGCAGGAGGAGGGGAAAAGGUAGGGGUGGGAGGGCUGGUUACGGCGAAGAUGGUCAUCGUUGUGAUUGCAGCGACGCGCGUAUAUCGUGAACUCUCGGAGUUUAUAUCGCCUCUGCAACGAACAACGCAUGUCAACCUCCAAGGCCACCGCCGCCGCCGUCGAAGACAUCCAUUUGACGAUACAUACGAUGGGAGGAUCGCUGGGCCUGUACGUGGAGUUGGAUCCGUGUAUGGACGAGGAGCUGGAGCCGUGUCGCCGAAGGGACAUGGAGAGGUGGCGUUUACUGCGAGCGGUCCCGCCGAAGUUUCAGUCCUCAAAACGAUCGAAGUAGACGUUGAACUGUCUACAGCUGUUAACGUCGGCCUCGAUACCGAUCCUUCCGGAUUCGGUGACGAUGACGAAGAACACGGCCGAGGAGAGUCCUUACCUCCGAAUGAACGAUCACAGCAACGACCACAGCACGAGGAGGCUUACCUUCGUGUAAGACCUCCGUCGAUAGCCCUCCCGCUCCCGCCACACACACUCUCAGGAUCGCAUCAAUGGCCGUCUUCCAAUUCGAAUUCGACCGCACAUUCGCCCUCACCUUCGCAGCCAUGGGCGUACACGCUCGAGAGUGUCAAAGAGCUGGAUGGUUCGGUGGAUUCUGACGAUAAUGAGGGUCCGGGUGAAUGUAAAGAGCCUUUGGCAUCGCCGUCGAUGCCGCCAUCGCUACCACCAUCAUCACCCUCAUCGUUUCCCGCGUCGUCAUCGCAGACUCGCGCUGGCGGUAGUGUGGGUGUGAGGAGAGGAGGAGGAGGAAGUGACACGGGCUUGUCAGCACGAAGUUCAUCUCCCCGGUCUGGAUCCCAGGAAGAGAGGUGAAAGUGGGACGUGGAAUCGGGAUCAUGGAGGUCUUCCGUGCUCGGUGCGCGGGUCUUUCUACUUUGGUUUCACUUAUCUGUUUCUUUCAUUUCUUGGUGUAAGUAUGCUGUGGCGCCUGCGGUGCUUGGCAUAACGUCUGUGGGACGGCCAUAUUUUGUAGCCUUAUUGCAUCCUUGAGAAAACGGUGGAAUUUAUCCCGUUCACAGAGAUAUUUAGUUUCAAUGAUCGCAAUCGAUUGUUGACGCCUGAAGACGGACGCCGGAUGCGCAUUGAUGGAUUUUGCGUGGCGAGAGGCUCUGAAGGGUCAGCGCGGCGACACCCGCCACCCGCGCAAAACCCGUUUUGUCGUCCCACUCCACGGCGCACAACCCCUGUUCAUUGUCCC
Stereum hirsutum FP-91666 SS1 is the source of this 2414-nucleotide messenger RNA. RefSeq lists its product as uncharacterized. The transcript is spliced from 15 exons. NCBI's taxonomy places the organism in Eukaryota, Fungi, Basidiomycota, Agaricomycetes, Russulales, Stereaceae. The record is from RefSeq and is a predicted model, not a curated record. The coding region runs from base 500 to 2029 and encodes 509 amino acids.